ACGAGGGCACUUACUGAAGAAUAAACUAUCUUUAGAUUUGAUCACAUUCGAUUAUGAGAAGUUUUUUACAAAGAUGAUUCAGGACAAGAAGGAUGACCACACGUACAGGAAUUUUAAGACAAUAAACCGGAACGCUGCGUUUUUCCCAAUGGCGGAAAACUGCUCCUCAGAUUUCAGGGGCGAUGUGUCCGUGUGGUGCAGUAAUGAUUAUUUAGGAAUGAGUCAGCACCCAAAGGUUAUCCAGGCUGUCAUGGAGACACUAAGAAGACACGGCGCUGGUGCUGGAGGGACAAGAAAUAUUUCCGGAACCAGCGAGUUUCACGUGGAUCUUGAGCGUGAGUUGGCAGAUCUACACGACAAAGAAGCGGCUCUGCUAUUCACCUCCUGUUUUGUGGCAAACGACUCCACUUUAUUUACUUUAGCCAAGAUGCUUCCAGGCUGUGAAAUCUACUCUGACGCUGGGAACCACGCCUCGAUGAUCCAGGGCAUAAGAAACAGUCGUGUCAAGAAGUUUGUUUUCCGUCACAAUGAUGUCAACCAUUUACAAGAGCUUCUGGAGAGAUCUGACCCCAACACUCCUAAAAUCGUGGCCUUUGAGACAGUUCAUUCAAUGGAUGGAGCUGUGUGCCCUCUAGAGGAGCUGUGUGAUAUUGCACAUCGCCAUGGCGCCCUGACGUUUGUGGAUGAGGUUCACGCUGUGGGUUUGUACGGGCCCAGAGGAGGAGGCAUCGGAGAAAGAGACAGAGUCAUGCACAAAAUGGACAUCAUCUCUGGGACACUUGGCAAGGCUUUUGGCUGCGUGGGCGGCUACAUCGCUAGCACCGCCGCUCUGGUUGACACGGUCCGGUCGUACGCUGCAGGUUUCAUCUUCACCACUUCGCUCCCGCCCAUGGUACUGGCCGGAGCGAAGGAGUCCGUGAGGAUCCUGAAGACGGAGGAAGGCCGAGUGCUGAGGCGCAGACAUCAGAGGAACGUCGCUCUGCUCCGACAGCUGUUGAUGGAUUCCGGUCUUCCUGUGGUCCACUGCCCGAGCCACAUCGUCCCCGUCAGAGUGGCGGAUCCAAGGAAGAACACGGCAAUCUGUGAUAUCAUGAUGUCUCGGUACAAUAUUUAUGUUCAAGCCAUUAACUACCCAACUGUAUCCAGAGGAGAGGAGCUGCUCCGCGUCGCCCCCACGCCACAUCACACUCCACAAAUGAUCCACCACUUUGUCGAUAGUUUGGUGAAGACGUGGAGAGGGGUGGGCCUGUCCUUUGCCCCUCACUCGUCGGCUGAGUGCUCGUUCUGCCAGCAGCCUCUUCAUUUUGACCUCAUGAGUGAAUGGGAAAAGUCACACUUCACAGGCCUGUGUCAAAGGUCACCCGCAGCAGCGUGAC
This is a messenger RNA of Periophthalmus magnuspinnatus, 1376 nucleotides long. Its product is annotated as 5-aminolevulinate synthase, non-specific, mitochondrial-like. NCBI's taxonomy places the organism in Eukaryota, Metazoa, Chordata, Actinopteri, Gobiiformes, Gobiidae. The transcript is spliced from 8 exons. Gene Ontology annotation, molecular function: pyridoxal phosphate binding; 5-aminolevulinate synthase activity. Bases 74 to 1375 code for a protein of 433 amino acids. Gene Ontology annotation, biological process: erythrocyte development; heme biosynthetic process; hemoglobin biosynthetic process. Gene Ontology annotation, cellular component: mitochondrion. The record is from RefSeq and is a predicted model, not a curated record.